Phaeodactylum tricornutum CCAP 1055/1 is the source of this 393-nucleotide messenger RNA. RefSeq lists its product with no specific name. Gene Ontology annotation, cellular component: proteasome core complex. Bases 1 to 393 code for a protein of 130 amino acids. The record is from RefSeq and is a predicted model, not a curated record. Lineage: Eukaryota; Bacillariophyta; Bacillariophyceae; Surirellales; Neidiaceae. The transcript has a single exon.
AUGUCAACCCCUUCGAUUGCACAAAUGCUAUCCAACACCUUGUACUACAAGCGCUUUUUCCCGUACUACGCCUUUAACGUCAUGGGUGGGGUCGAUGCACAGGGCAAGGGUGCCGUCUACAGCUACGAUGCCAUCGGUUCCUUCGAGCGCUCUACGUACAGCGCCAACGGCUCUGGACAGGCCUACAUCAUCCCCUUACUGGAUAACGUCAUUGGUAACCGCAACCGCCUCGACGAGCCUCCCAAUCUCACUGCGGAAGAAGUGGUGGAAAUCCUCAAGGACGCAUUCUUGUCCGCUGGUGAACGCGAUAUCUAUACCGGAGACCAAGUAGAGAUAUGUGUCGUCAGGGCGGACAGCGUCACCACUCAACAUUUCGCUCUCAAGGCGGAUUAG